Molecule: messenger RNA, 3231 nt
Organism: Oncorhynchus tshawytscha (Chinook salmon)
Lineage: Eukaryota; Metazoa; Chordata; Actinopteri; Salmoniformes; Salmonidae
Product: kelch-like protein 42
Exons: 8
Coding region: 710-2329 (539 amino acids)
Molecular function (GO): protein binding
Source: RefSeq, a predicted model, not a curated record
UCCCCCAUGAUGCCUAAAAUAGAUCAGUCCUGUAGAGCUGUUUUUCUGCACCCAGUUCCAUGUAAGCCCUGCUUGGACUGUCUAUGGAGAAGAGGCUUUAUAACUGACCUUGUCUACUCUCAUACGGGGAUCAAAGCUGGAUUUUGGAUUUAUGCACGUUUGGGAUGUCAUUGUUAGGGGUCCAAGCAACAUAGUUGCUGUGGACCAAUUGCAUUUCUUUCUUCUUUUGUGUGGCCACUGGUGUGUGGCAUUCAGCGAGUAUUACAGCUGCUGCUGCUGCUGCUGGACUGUUAUCUUAUCAGCCAUGUGACUCUGAGCUGCGAUGGAUCAGGGAGAUAAAUGUGUGUUAGGACCCUCGAGUGUCUGUUCAGUGUUCAGUGUGUUUCCUUCGUGCUCUGUAUUGUUGUUGUGUAAUGCAAGCCCUUCUCCUUGAGUUCUCUAUAGCAGGAGGUUGUUGUUUCUAGGAUCUAAGUUUAAAUCUGGGUUUCUCACAGUUAGUGGCUAACAUAUGCCUGUUUUUCUUCCUAUGACAAAUAGUUAUACAAUAUUAGCAUAAUUGGUCAAAUGUAUGACAUGAAUCUUUAAAAAAUGACACAGAUAUAUUUUGGCUAGAACCUAACACAGUUUUGAGAGACAGAAAAUAAGAUUGAUUUGUGAGAUAGAUGAGGUAACGCCCUUUAAUAUUAGUAAAUCAUAUUUUCUCCUCAGUAUGAUAAGUCAUCUCAGACCGUAUGUGAAUGUUGUGGUGCUGUGGAUCAGCGGGUGGUUGAAGUAUGCGUUAGAGAAGGUGUGGAGAAUGCCGUUCUCAGUGCCACACACCUGGGUGACAUCACCAGGCAACUCAGGUGAAGGACUGUAUGACAGGUUGUCAAAGGAGUGGCUAACCAAUGAGGUGUAUCGUACCUAUCACCAUGGAAGUGGAACAAUGGUUACAGUCCAGACUAGCACACAUGCCUUCUACGUGAACCUUGGUCGACUGACUGACUGUAGUGAGUACUUCAGAGCCCUGUCCCAGUCCAAUAUGAGAGAGACCACAGAGAGCCUGAUUGUCCUGGACCACAUUCCCUCCUCAGUCUUCCAUUCCCUCCUAGAAUUCUGCUUCCGGAAUGACUUCAGCGUUCCCCCGGAGGAGUUGGGAGAACACAUCCAAGUGGGCAGCUACCUGCUGGCUGAGGCCUUUGUGUCGCAGUGCCUGUUGGCCCUGUCUGGUGUUCUAACCCCAGACACCUGCCUGUCCUACCUGGCUCUGGCCCGGGACAUCAGCUGUACUGAGCUGGAGACGACUGUGUUCUCCUACCUCAGCAGACACCUUCUGGAGCUGUCUCACCUCACCAGGUGUUUGCCAGCUGAAGACAGGGCUGAACUGACCCGUCUGAGGUGGCAGGGUGAUCUCCGGCUCUGCUGCGUGAGGAAGGAGAACCUGACCUCCUGGAAUGACCUAGAAACAGAAGCCGCCCGCCACCUCUUCACCCUAGAUGGAUCAGAGGUCACUGGUGACUGGCGUCCACUAACAGAGCUCCCCUUCAUGUCUGAUAAGUGGUGCUUCACCACGGUGGUUCUACUCAACUACCUCUACCUCAUCGGUGGCUACAGGCAGCGGGCCAAGAGGGGCUGGGAGUUCAAAAUGGCCUCCUUUAGGUACAAUCCCUUCACCAACACCUGGGUCUCCACUGCACCUCUCAUCAAGCACAGGAGGCAUUUCAGUGCGGUGUCAUGUGAUGGCUGUAUCUAUGCUGUGGGAGGCUGGUACUUGGACUCUUUGGUGACUCCUGACUCUAGCACAGCCCUCUACACUGCUGUGGAGCGAUACCACCCCAGGGACAACACAUGGACGUUUGUCUCCUCUCUGCCUUUGACUGACUUACAGUUCACCAUGUCCCUGUCCCAUGACCUCCCUCUGGCCACCAGCCUGGGCUCCCAUCUCUAUGUCCUGGGGAACAUCCAGAGGACUGGAGAAAAGCUGCUUCUACAGUAUGACACCAGGCAAGACUUAUGGUCUGAGCUGCUCCCUACCCUAACCAAAGCCAACGCUGACCUCCCCAGCCUCUACUUCCUGGGUGCCACGGACCGGCUGUUUGUGAUUGGAGGAAACAACUCAGAGAAUGUGGUGACAUCAUUCUGUGUGGAGUCUGGGAAGUGGGGGCAGGUGAAAGGGGCUGAGAAGGUAGCAUUAGCUGGACAGGGGACAGUGCUGGGUGACCAGGUGUACAUGCCAGGUAUAGAACACAAUGCUGCUGUAAGGCUGGAUCUCCACUCUCUAUCGCUCACUGUCCUCCCUCCUCUACCCAUCUGCAUUCGCUAUGAAGCCCUCCUUCACCUUUCCUUCUAAAACAACUUUCAUCAAUUAGUCUGAUUUGACUUGCCUUGCUGUUUCUGGGGUUCAGGUCAGGGUUAGUGCUUCUGGACAAACGCAGACUCAUCAUCAAGGGGGUCUUUGCUACAUGUGGACUUCACCAUUCUGUGUCAGCAACAAUAUGCCUUGUCCUGCUUUCACUCUGCCUUACAUGACAAUUUUUUAAACUUAUGUAGGCCUAAUCUAAAGGAGAUAACUCACCGGACCGAUUGUUGGUCUGUACAGUAGGGGGCUUGCACGGUGUCCUCCGGCUUGUGUUCAGUUUGCAAAUUACAGCCAAGACUGUUCAGAGGUGCUAAGUACUCUCGCCAGCAGAUGCUAGACAAUCCUACCGGUCUGGCCGUCUCUUAAAUCUUUACCCGGAGGAGGAUGGGCUCCCAAUCUAAUUUUCUUCUUAGUCAGGUUCCUUUUCAAGGUUUCCUAGGGAGUUUUUCACAGUAACCACGUUUCCUUCCAGUUUUUAUGUGAGUGAAGUUAUAUCAUAUAAAUUUUUAAAAAUCACGAGAGCUGUGGUGGAAACAGGAAGUUUUGGUACAAUUGUAUAAAUGCCGACAGAUCAUUUGUGCGUUCGACGUGGUGGGAUCUUUUUGUGUUGGUAAGAUUCAUUAUGGCGUUGCAGUGGAAACAACUUAAUGCGCAAGUAUUGAUAUAUUAUAACAAUAUCGAAGGUAACCUGGAGUCACAUGUGAUGAUAUGGUGUGUGGUCCUACUACUAAGACUUGGGAAAUCAUGCAGUUUAUUAGGAUGCAGAUGAAAUAAGUUAUGAUGAAUUUCACAAAAGUGUGCGGUGAUGAGUUUGAUGCGCCUUUCCAAUAAAUGUUGAGUGUGAAAUGAUGAUUGAUGCUUGACUGCCAUUUGACAAAUAAAGAAAUUCUGUC